This is a messenger RNA of Seminavis robusta, 336 nucleotides long. The record is from the annotation of a GenBank genome assembly. NCBI's taxonomy places the organism in Eukaryota, Bacillariophyta, Bacillariophyceae, Naviculales, Naviculaceae.
AUGGGACAUGAUCCAGCACAAAGCAAUUGUUGUUGCUCAGCUAUUGAUCAUUGUACACCAGAGUGUAUCUCUGGUUCCCAACUUGGAGAUACGAUGUUUGUAUAUGGAGAUGGUUUGAUGGCCUAUCUCUUUACACUCAUGAUUGUUGUUAUGGUUGUGGACGGUGUCCAGGAUGUGACAAAGUGGUUGCCCAAGAAAAUGCCAAGCAGCCAUGAUGCAAAGAAGAACAGUGACGAAGCUAUAGGUAUUUCAAAAGCAAGCGAAGAAGACUCCAAGUGUGACAAUGCUCUCAAGAUAUACUCUCGCAACAGAGAUACUGCCAGCCUCGUCAAUUAG